GCUGUCCUGUUUGUUUCUUGCAGCUGCUCAGAUGGAAGAUAAAAAGCCCUUUAUCCUCUCUUCCAUGAGGCUUCCUCUCCUGGACACCAACAGCAAGGUGAAGCGGGCAGUGGUGCAGGUGAUCAGUGCCAUGGCCCACCACGGCUACCUGGAGCAGCCUGGAGGUGAGGUGAUGAUUGAGUACAUCGUGCAGCAGUGCGCGCUGCCCCCCGAGCAGGAGAGAUGGGAUCACACUAUGUUGCCCAGGUUGCUUUUGAACUC
Molecule: messenger RNA, 261 nt
Organism: Rhinopithecus roxellana (golden snub-nosed monkey)
Lineage: Eukaryota; Metazoa; Chordata; Mammalia; Primates; Cercopithecidae
Product: maestro heat-like repeat-containing protein family member 1
Exons: 3
Source: RefSeq, a predicted model, not a curated record